AUGCCGGACAGCUUCCUGUGGUGUGAGCUGACAGAACUGUCACAUCCGAAAGUGCGGGAGAAGGUCGAGUCUGCGGACACCUCCGAAGAAGAUGCGGAACGCCUGCAGGCCCACCGGGAAAUUUUGGGCCACCUCUGCAUCAUGCUGGCAGAUCUGGAGCGCUACCGGGCCAUGUCUGGCUCGUGCGACUCCGAGGCCGCGCUCGCGCGCGCGGACAAGUUGUAUUGUGCCUCCUUGAGCGCUUGUUCGGAACUGGGUCAAGCCUUCAACCAAAGAGGGUUGGUGGCUGCACACCAGGGCAACAAGCUCAAGGCAGUACGGUGCGGCUUCCAUUCCAUGCUGUGCGCUAUCCGCUUCCCGAAGAGCGAGCAAAAUCUUCUCGUUUGGCUCGGGCAAGUGGCCGAAGAUACUUCGCCUCAGAGCGUCGUGGAUCGACUUCGAGGUUCGAAGCAUCAGAGCCUGGGCCGCGCAGCUCAGGGCGCAGUGUGCCAGUUGCAGCUGACGCUGCUGCAGCUACGAGAAAGCGACUCUGGAGAACCCAGCCAGCGGCAAGGCGCCCUCGGCGAGCUCAUCAACAAAGCUCAGGCGAAGAUGAAGGAGGCUGUGGCCGGCAUGGACUCUCACAAGGGGGGUCAAGGACCAGACCUUGAGUGGAUUCUGGAGACCUUGAUGAUCAGCAUUUGCGCCGCCGCCUACCACCGCAGGGGCCAGCCACAGGCAACAGGCAAGCCGACUGUGCUCGACAAGCUCAUGGAUGGGUACACCUCUACUGCCUUCUGGGCUUGGGACUGGGUGGUGCGCUUCGGCCUUUGCCUUGCCAAGGAAACGAAAGAAGGUGAGAGCGAGGAGUCUGGAGCCUCUCCAUUCCUCGCGCCGCUGGGUCUUCUUUGCCUGCUGGCAGCCAGGGUGGUGCCCCACUCCUGGAGGAGCUCCGUCUCCGCGCCGUUGCACGAUGCUUUGCGCCAGCUUGACGUGAGCGAGGAGAAUGCAGAAGCAGCAGAGCUGCUUCGCUUCGCGCUCCCUGAAGAUGAGGUGGCAGCUGGGCUUCUGCCGGUAGCCGAGAAGGAGAAGGAGGGCAAGGAAGGCAGCUGGACGGCGGCCGGCAAGACUUCGGAGGACGAGGCCUCGGAAGACGAAGUGGUCCUGCAAACGCCGGUGGUCAAGAUCGCCAGCCCGGAGAAGAAGGUCGACAGUCCUGGUGCGAAUCCUAUCCGAGCAGGCUCGAGGCCGAUGGCACCGGCACACCUCCACACGCAGGUUCGCCGAGCACGAUUGUCCUUCUGCCUGAGGACCGCCGCCGAAGGUGUCGCCAAGGAGCUCCGGCCGGAAGCACCCCCGCCACGGGGCCCGGAGACCCGCUUGCCCGCUGCCCCAGCCGCUGCGGAUUUCCAGGGUGCCUGGGGCGGAGCCUGGGGAGAGGAGCAUGGUUGGGCCGAUGGCUAUGACGAUUCCGGAUGGCCCGCCUGGGGCAACGACGAGUGGGGCGACGGUUGGGCCGAGAAUCACAUGGACGAGGGUCAAACCUUGGAGGAGCUUGGAGAAGAACCUGAUCUCUGGGACAUGCCGGAUAUAGCUGCGGCUGGGGAUGCGCCGUGGUACGGUGGCUAUGGCUAUGGACCACCUCCAGGGAACGGUCCAUCGGUUCCGCCGGGCUAUGGUGCAUCCGCAUGGCUGGCUGGUACCCAGGAGGCUUGGUAUGGCAUGGCUCAGAACCCUCCGGCCUUGCCGGCACCUGCUCCAGGCUUGGAAGCAGUCGGCUGCCUUGGUCCGCCACCAGGACUCGCUCGGAUGCCGGAGAGCCACCCCGAGGCUGAUGGCUGCCAUCUUCCCUUGGUGGACCUGGCCUUUCUCGAUGAGGAUGCCGACAUGGAUCCGAAGCCAUCCAUCGCGGGCCCCAGUGUGCAAGGUGCCAACAGGCGCCCCCCUCCUCCCUCAUGUUUGCCACCGCCACCACCGCGUGGGCAUUGA
This is a messenger RNA of Symbiodinium sp. CCMP2592, 1968 nucleotides long. Lineage: Eukaryota; Dinophyceae; Suessiales; Symbiodiniaceae. The record is from the annotation of a GenBank genome assembly.